Molecule: messenger RNA, 903 nt
Organism: Saccostrea cuccullata (small rock oyster)
Lineage: Eukaryota; Metazoa; Mollusca; Bivalvia; Ostreida; Ostreidae
Product: myosin-2 essential light chain-like
Exons: 6
Coding region: 119-562 (147 amino acids)
Cellular component (GO): myosin II complex
Molecular function (GO): calcium ion binding
Source: RefSeq, a predicted model, not a curated record
GUGCAAAACUGAUAUGACUAUUGUAGGCCCCUACGUUUAUCGCUUACAUUUUUCGUGAGUCAAACCGGAAGUUCACUCCUUAGGCUAUAGUAAAAGAAUUUUUUCAGCAGGUUGAAAGAUGUCGCAGUUAUCAGAGGAUCAGCUUGCAGAAGUUCAGGAAACUUUCAACCUCUUUGAUCAACGUGGAGAUGGCAAGAUUGCUGCCGCUCAGUUAGGUGAUGUUCUGAGAGCUCUGGGCCAAAACCCAACAGAGAUUGAAGUGAAGAAAUGUGGCUAUGCAAACAAUCCAGAUGCCAGAAUCUCGUUUGAAGUCUUUAUACCAAUAUUACAAACCAUCAGUAAGAACAGAGACCAUGCAACAUUUGAUGACUUUGUAGAAGGACUUAAAAUGUUUGAUAAAGAUCAGAAUGGCUUCAUCUCAUCUGCAGAACUGCGACAUAUCCUAACAUCUCUUGGAGACAAACUAUCAGAUGAAGAUGUAGAUCAAUUAUUUCAAGGCAUGGAGGAUGCUCAGGGAAAUGUCAAUUAUGAAGAGUUCAUCAAAAUGGUCAUGAAUGGUUGAGGAACAAACUAAUACAAUACAACUAGUUUAUAGCUACACAAUAUAAUCGCCAGUAAAUAUCAUACAUUCUUGCUUCUGUGAUGAAAAAGUGACAAUAGAACAACAUAGCGCUGGUAGCUUUAGUUUUGAAAGUGCUAACAUAAAAAAAAAAGAAAACAUGCAAUUUUCUUAUUUCAUAAAAGAGUUUAACAGACAGAUUUGAUUCAAUUAACACUCCAUUUCAAAGGACCAAAGUUAAGUAUUUUUUGUAAAAAAAAAAAAAAAGGUUAUCAUAUUACAUGUACAUUGUUAUUGUAAUGUAUUUGUAUAAAAUUUAUAAUAAAUAUUUUGCAAAUGCUUUA